AUGGUGGGGGAGAUGGAGGGGAAGGAGAAGCCCAGGCCCAGUCCAGAUUAUCUGAUGCAGCUCAUGAACGACAAGAAGCUGAUGAGCAGUCUGCCAAACUUCUGCGGCAUCUUCCAACAUCUGGAGAGACUGCUGGACGAAGAGAUCAGGCGUGUGAGGAAGGACAUGUACAACGACACGCUGAACGGCUCUGAGCGGAGCAGCGAGCUGCCGGACGCCGUCGGUCCCAUCGUCCAACUGCAGGAGAAACUCUACGUCCCUGUGAAGGAGUAUCCUGAUUUUAACUUCGUGGGGAGGAUCCUCGGCCCUCGCGGCCUGACGGCGAAGGCAGCUGGAGGCGGAGGACAGGAUUGUAAGAUCAUGGUGCGAGGGAAAGGCUCCAUGAGAGACAAGAAGAAGGAGGAGCAGAAUCGAGGGAAGCCUAACUGGGAGACCCUGAACGAGGAUCUGCACGUCCUCAUCACGGUUGAAGACGCUCAGAACCGAGCGGAGAUCAAACUCAAACGAGCCGUGGAGGAAGUCAACAAGCUGCUGGUUCCCGCGGCGGAGGGGGAAGACAGUCUGAAGAAGAUGCAGCUGAUGGAGUUGGCGAUCCUGAACGGGACGUACAGAGACGCCAACAUCAAACCAUCCUCCUCUCAGGGUUCUCGUGUCCUGUCUGGUCCCGGUCCGGUUCUCGCCCCCCAGGCGGCCCUGCGUACCCCGCCCCCGCAGGUCCCACCCCUCAUGCCUCUGAUUCGUCAGAUCCAGACGGUGCUGCCCAAUGGGACGCCUCACCCGGGCGUGUCGGCUCUGAUGCCGCCGGGCGCCGUCGGUCUGAUCUACGCCACGCCGUACGACUACCCGUACGCUCUGGCGGCGCGGCCUCCAUCUUGGAGUACCCCCUGGACUCUGGGGGGGGUGUUAGGUGCGGUGGCGGCUAAAGUUGGGAGGCGAGAGCUGCGCGUCCAUCCUUACCAAAGGAUGCUGAGCGCAGGCAAAGGUUAGUCCGCUCAGCUCGCUCUCUCUCUCUCUCUCUGUUCUCCUGCCUUUCCCAGAAUGCACCACAGACAACCUGAACUACAGCUAGACACUAAAACAGCUGAUGUCUCCUGAACAGAAAUCAUUUGAGAACAGGAACAUGUGCAUUGUGGGAAACGCAGUCCAGAUGUGUGAUAGUGAUGCCUGCCCUGUUCACCAGCUGAGCCUUGUCAUCCGGUCGUCAUCAUGUGAUCCGACAGCUAACAGAAACUAAAUGUUUGUUUUUCUGAGUUGACGAUGUCGGUGUUUAAAAUGACUUCCUUUUACUUCCUGUCCCGUUAUUUUGAGGACACGACGAUGUUGAUGACGAAUAACGGAACAAAAACUCUUUAACUAGAAAUGAUUCGUUCCUUUAGCUGUAAGAAGAAAAACUUUAUUUACCUUUUAACAAAACCUCUCGUUCGCUGUCAGAAUCUCAUGUUUCACUUUCAUCUCUGAGUCUACGACGUUUUCAGCCAAUGAAGGAAGAACGUGAUCGAUUACUGUAAGGAGCUAUUUUGAGGUACUUGUACUUUACUUGAGUAUUUAAAUAUUCUGCUACGUAUAUUUUAUGUAGGGCUGGGCGACAUAUCGAUAUCGUGAUAUGAGACUAGAUAUCGUAAUAUCGCGAUACAGCAGAAGUGUUUAUAUUCCUGCUUUUAAAGACCGUGUGAAAUGAAUUCAGACAUUUUCUUCUAAACACAUUAAAUAGGUCUUAACUGUAUUUCUAAAAAAGGUGUAAAAAGCAUUUCAACCAUUUAGAUUUGAAUUGUGGAGCUAGGUUUAGCAUAAAC
This is a messenger RNA of Scomber scombrus (Atlantic mackerel), 1793 nucleotides long. RefSeq names its product KH domain-containing RNA-binding protein QKI-like. The record is from RefSeq and is a predicted model, not a curated record. Gene Ontology annotation, biological process: regulation of mRNA splicing, via spliceosome. Gene Ontology annotation, molecular function: mRNA binding. Gene Ontology annotation, cellular component: nucleus. Lineage: Eukaryota; Metazoa; Chordata; Actinopteri; Scombriformes; Scombridae.